This is a messenger RNA of Lecanosticta acicola, 879 nucleotides long. Lineage: Eukaryota; Fungi; Ascomycota; Dothideomycetes; Mycosphaerellales; Mycosphaerellaceae. The record is from the annotation of a GenBank genome assembly.
AUGGCAGCUCCAGCUCAAAAAGUCUUUCGUUCCGGCGCAAAUGCCCUUAUCACGGGCGCCGCUUCUGGUGUUGGCCUGGCGGUAGCCAAGCUGUGCGCUUCGCAUGGAAUGAACCUGAUCCUCGCCGACAACAACUCGGACAUGCUCAGGGCCGCCCAUGGCAAGAUCUCGGGCUCAGGCAAGGUCGAAAUGCAUGAUAUUGACGUAUCCAAGAUGGAGGACUGGUCUAAGUUGAAAUCCGCUGUAGAGCGGGACGGCAGGAAGCUGGACUUCUUACACUUGAACGCUGGCAUCGGACUCAAAGGCGACUGGACCGAUAACGCGUACUUCCACAAGAUCUUCGAUGUCAACUUCUUUGGCGUCGUGAACGGCAUCAACACCUUCUACCCUCAUUUCGACGGCAACAACGGCCAGCAGAAAGCCGUGAUUGUCACAGGCUCCAAGCAGGGUAUCACAAAUCCCCCGGGUAAUCCAGCGUAUAACGCCAGCAAAUCCGCCGUGAAAACAAUUGUAGAGCAUCUUCACUUCGAUCUCGCCAAAUCGUCUCCGAACACUUCUGUGCAUAUGCUGGUGCCCGGCUGGACCUUCACCGGACUCACAGGAGGUGGUAAGGUCAGCGAGAAGCCAGAUGGUGCGUGGUCAGCAGAGCAGGUCGCAGACUACCUGUACAAAAAGAUGAGUGAGGGCAAAUUCUACGUGAUCUGCCCAGACAAUGAUGUCGAUUGGGAGACGGAUCGCAAGAGGAUGACUUGGACAAUGGGCGAUAUCGUGUACGAACGCAAGCCUCAGAGCCGAUGGCUCGACGAGUUCAAGGAGGAGGCUGCGGAAACAUUGGGAAGCAUGAAGCUGGGAGCGAAGCAGAAAGGCAGCUCGGCGUGA